Molecule: messenger RNA, 1016 nt
Organism: Racocetra persica
Lineage: Eukaryota; Fungi; Glomeromycota; Glomeromycetes; Diversisporales; Gigasporaceae
Source: the annotation of a GenBank genome assembly
GCGGAAGAAGUGGAUUUAAUAGAAAGUCUUUGGGAUUCCUCUCAACUCAAACCUUUGGUUAAUCGUUAUACAGAAAUUAUUAAGAACCACGUAGAUGAUUACUCAUUUAAUGUGGACUUCAAAGCUCUUCUAACGGAUUUAAUGAAACAAAAACGUGAAAAUUAUAAUCACCCAGAAGAUUAUGAAACUUUUUGGUAUCAUAACUUUUAUAUACAGAUAAUUUUACAAAUGAUACGAAAGUAUAGCUCUAUAUAUGAUAAUACUAUAAGUAAAUAUCAAUAUCGUGAGGAAAUUGUAAAUAUUCUGUUAGCAUCUAUUUUUCAUGAUAUUGAAACUGCUAUUUGGAUUCAGACGGGUGAAAUAGAAAAUGACACAAGGAAAAGACAAAUAAAUUUUUCCAAAAAAGAAGGUGACAGAGAAAGACUGGGAGAUAAACAAGAUGAAAUCUUUUAUUACAAUUUGAAUAGCAUUAAAGUUAGCGUUGGUUAUAUGGAAGUUGUGGGCAAUGCGUUUGCUUCCAAUAUGUUGGAUAAAAAUAGCGAUUUAGAAAAAUUAUUGAAAGCUAUGAUGAUUUCAUUAUGGUAUCAAGACGCACAUCAACAGAUCAACGUACCCAAGAAAUUGCAAUCAUUCGCAAUUCUCGUUUUCGGACGGGAGUUUCAUUUCUUGUGUAUGCGUCUAAUCAACAAUGUGUAUAUGGUUGAUGAAUACAAUAUAUUUGUUUUGCCGGAUUCUGGAUCAUGUUUCUUACAGAUAGAAAAGAUUGUUGAAAUCGUCAAAAAAUUUAAAAUGCGUAUUAAGAGGUAUUAUCACGAACUUACCAAAAGACCGCAGAUUACUAAAGCCCGGAUUACCUUUGGCCAUAUUGAAGACCGAACAAGAGGCAAAAAUAUUGUACGUCAUGCUAAUGCACGUGUUAUAUCAUCCAUCGGUAAAAUCAAAAUUCAAUUACUACAAUUAUUUGGCGAUGCUCUCAACGUUCCUGAAUGUCAAGAUGUCCAUGUAACCACAAUGCA